AUGGGUAAUGUAUUUUGCUACGAACGAGACGCUGACAAUGUUCAUUGGAAAUAGUAACUUGAAACAACUUGUUAGGAUAAGAAGAAAGAAAUGUGUUGGGCUGAGCCUAUUUUGAUUUAAAUUAAAGAUUUAAAGAUUUCAAAUAAGUAUUAGAAAUAACUACAUUCCUUUGCUUAGAGUUAUGAAGAGUCAUCAAUUUCAGAAAUUUAAAAGUCUAUCAAAUCUAGAUAAGCUGCAAGAGAAAAUAGAAAUAUCUAAACAAUAAUUAAAAGAACAGGAUUUACAGAAGACGAUCUAGUUGAAUAUUAUAUCAAACCGAGCAGGGCUUCUAUUAAUUUAAGUAUUUAGUCAAUUACACCAUCUUAUAUUUAUUAUGAGAAAACAUCUAAUGUUGGAAUGGCAUCUUAAGUAAAUUUUGAAGAUCAGAUGUACUUUUUUGUACAAAUUACUGAUAAAAUACAAGAACAUUUAGAUUAGCCUAAUGAAUUAGGAAUAAUGAUAAUUCAAUUCAGAAAUUCUUUAAAAUAACACCAUUAAGAUAGUACAUUUAAUUAGUUACAUGAACAAUUAACUUUAUUUUGUAGAACACUUUAUGAUACUAUUGUAAUUUAUUAUGAUAUGAUAAAUUUGAAAAAGAAAUAUUAAAGUCAUGCAGUUUUAUUAAAUGAAGAGACAAUGAUUAAUUUUAUUGUAAAUUAUGUGAUGUCAAAUGAAGGAAUUUAUAGAGUAAUUUAUAAUUCUUUGUUAAAAGAGCUGAGUUAAAUUUAAAAUCAGACUGAACAAGUGUUUAAGCAAAAGAAAGAUAUUAGUAUAAUCGAUAUGGAAGUACCAAAAGACUUUUAAUUGACAUCAUCCUCAAACCCUUAUGGUGAGGCAAUAUAAACUUUGAAGAAAUUAUCAAAAAAACAAGGCCCUUCCUCAAAGGUCAAAGUAAUAAUUAAUUUUUCCUAACAAAUUCAGUAGUAGGUUAGGGAAGCAAAUGAAAAAAAAGGAUCUAGUCUGCUUAUGUAAGCUGAUGAUCUUUUGCCAAUUAUCAGAUACAUUUUGAUAAAAUCUUAAAUAUAUGAUAUUGAUAUUCACCUUACUUACAUAGAAAAAUUAAUAACCAAUGGAAUGCUCAAUUCAACGAGUGGUUACUAUGUUGUGACAUUACAGGCAGCUUUAGCUUCUUUAAGAAAUAAUAAAAAUUAAUAAUUUAAUUAACAAAAAAAGUGA
Molecule: messenger RNA, 1215 nt
Organism: Paramecium tetraurelia
Lineage: Eukaryota; Ciliophora; Oligohymenophorea; Peniculida; Parameciidae
Exons: 2
Biological process (GO): early endosome to late endosome transport
Cellular component (GO): early endosome; transport vesicle; plasma membrane
Molecular function (GO): SNARE binding; guanyl-nucleotide exchange factor activity
Source: RefSeq, a predicted model, not a curated record